CAAUGAAUGCUUCACUUCAUCAAUUUUCUCUUGAAUUUUCAGCUCAGAAUUAAAGAUGAAGUUAAUUCUAGCAACUUUGUUUUUGGUCACUCUUGUUCUUAACCCUUCUUUCAUUCAAACCACCAUGGCUGGUUCAAGUUUUUGUGAUUCAAAGUGCAAGCAAAGAUGUUCAAAAGCAGGACUUGCUGACAGGUGCUUGAAGUACUGUGGUAUUUGCUGUGAACAAUGCAAGUGUGUCCCUUCUGGAACUUAUGGCAACAAACAUGAAUGUCCUUGCUACAGGGACAAGAAAAACUCCAAGGGCAAACCUAAAUGCCCAUGAAUUUUUAUGUGUAACAAAAUUAUCUAUGUGGUCAAAUCUGGUCUUUACAUAUAAGUUUUCUAAGACAUAAUUAAUAAUAUAUAUAGUGUGAAGAUUAGACAAAACAAAAAAUAAUAGUUUAUUGCCAAUAAAUAAAUGGGGUUGUGCCUUUGAGGUCUCUUUUGUAAUUUUCUGGUUUGUUUUCAUCUCUUGAAUUUUUUGCUUGUUAAAUGUAUUGGGGUUUUGAAUUUUUAUAAAUAAUAAUAAUUUGUAGUAGUUUGCUAGAA
Messenger RNA from Capsicum annuum, 588 nucleotides. Its product is annotated as snakin-1. The transcript has 2 exons. The coding region runs from base 56 to 322 and encodes 88 amino acids. The record is from RefSeq and is a predicted model, not a curated record. Lineage: Eukaryota; Viridiplantae; Streptophyta; Magnoliopsida; Solanales; Solanaceae.